Molecule: messenger RNA, 1545 nt
Organism: Orycteropus afer afer
Lineage: Eukaryota; Metazoa; Chordata; Mammalia; Tubulidentata; Orycteropodidae
Gene: HRG
Product: histidine rich glycoprotein
Exons: 7
Coding region: 1-1545 (514 amino acids)
Biological process (GO): negative regulation of endopeptidase activity; heme transport; regulation of platelet activation
Cellular component (GO): endolysosome; extracellular region; blood microparticle
Molecular function (GO): zinc ion binding; heparin binding; cysteine-type endopeptidase inhibitor activity
Source: RefSeq, a predicted model, not a curated record
AUGAAGGUGUUUCUUGCAGCUCUGCUUUUGAUCGCACUGCAAAAUUCUUGUGCUGUGAGUCCCACCAAUUGUGAUGAAACCGAGCCGGUAGCUGGGAAAGUUCUAGACCUGAUCAAUAAAGAGCGACAGGAUGGCUACCUUUUCCAGUUGCUGCGGGUUGCUGAUGCCCACUUGGACAAAGCGGAAUCUGUGGCUGUCUAUUAUCUAGCCCUAGAUGUCAAAGAAUCUGACUGUUCUGUCCUAUCCAGGAAACAUUGGGAUGACUGUGAGCCAGUUGCUUCUAGGCGUCCAUCAGAUAUAGUGAUUGGGCAAUGUAAGGUGGUAGCUACAACACCUUCGAACGAACUUCAGGAUCUUAGAGUGAAUGACUUUAACUGCACCACAAGUUCUGUCUCUUCGGCCCUGGCCAAUACCAAAGACAGUCCUGUGUUCUUGGAUUUCUUUGAAGAUACUGAGCCCUACAGAACACUAGCCAACAAAGCCCUUGAGAAGUACAAAACAGAGAAUAGAGAUUUCAGUUCUUUCAGAGUGGACCAAGUGGAAAGAGUUUCAAGAGGGAGAGGAGGGGAAAGAACCAAUUACUAUGUGGACUUCUCCAUGAGGAACUGCUCCAGACAUCAUUCUCACAGGCAUUCUAAUGUCUUUGGAUUCUGCAGAGCAGAUUUUUCAUAUGAUGUAGAAGUCUCUGACUUAGAAACCCCAAAAGAUCUUGUUGUUAACUGUGAUGUCUUCAACCUUGAGGAACAUAGAAGCUUCAGUGGCAGACGGUACCAUUUGGGCCAUCCCUUCCACUCCAGUGAGAAUGAGCAUCCUCCUGCUGGCAGACCUCCAUUUAAGCCUGAUAGAUCCAGAUACCACCAUCAUCCCCAUAAGCUACAAGAAUCUGGAUGCCCACCUCCCCUAGAAGACAAAGAUCAUCCACACAGAGGAGAUCCUCCACAUUUACCUCCUUCAGGGUCAAGAUGUCACCAAUGUCAUCACCCUGUUUUUGGCCACAAUCAGACCCAUGGACCCUCCCAUAAUCAUAAUUCCAGUAAGAACCAUCCCCAUGAACAUCAUCCCCAUGGACAACAUCCCCAUGGACACCACCCCCAUGGACACCACCCCCAUGGACACCAUCCUCAUAAGCAUCACCAUCCUUAUAAACAUCAUCCCCAUAGAAAAUAUCCCCAUAGACAUCAUCCCCAUCAUGAUUUCCAGGACCAUGGACCCUGUGACCCACCACCCUAUAGCCAAGGUCCCCAGGAUCACCAUCACCAUGACCUGCCACCUAGGCAUUCAGAAGAAAGAGGCUUGGGUAAAAGACCCCUUCCCGUCCAUUGGAGACAAAUUGGAUAUGUUUACCGACUCCCACCACUAAACAAAGGUGAAGUUCUUCCUCUUCCUGAAGCUAAUUUUCCCAGGUGCUUAUUGCCAAACCAGAACAAUCCUUUAAAGCCAGAGAUUCAGCUCUUUCCUCAAUCAGCCUCUGAAUCAUGUCCAGGGAAGUUCAAGGAUGAGUUUCUACACCUCUCAAAGUUUUUUGAACAUACAACUCCAAAAUAA